This is a messenger RNA of Bipolaris sorokiniana ND90Pr, 1608 nucleotides long. RefSeq lists its product as uncharacterized. Bases 1 to 1608 code for a protein of 535 amino acids. The record is from RefSeq and is a predicted model, not a curated record. Lineage: Eukaryota; Fungi; Ascomycota; Dothideomycetes; Pleosporales; Pleosporaceae. The transcript has 4 exons.
AUGAAGUUCUCCAGCGCUUAUCUGGCAGUGGCGGGCUUUACAAGUUUUGCCACUGCAGCUUCUCCUGUUGUCCACUCGAAUUCGGGUAUAUAUCAAGGUCGUUACCUUGCUGAGUUUGAUCAAGAUAUCUUCUUAGGCAUCAAGUAUGCGCCCAAGCCCGACCGCUUCGCUCCAGCUAGACUCAUCGACAAUGCGCCGAAGAGGGUGUACAAUGCCACGCAAUACGGAGUUGAUUGCGUAGGCUAUGGGGGGGAUACCAACGCACUAGUGGCCAGCAAUUUGACUCGAAUCGGCGAAGACUGUUUGCAUCUCAACAUCAUCAAGCCGCGAACGAACGAGACCAAGCUUCCAGUUCUCCUGUGGAUAUAUGGGGGCGGCUGGACACAGGGGGCUACAAGUGAUCCACGGUACAACAUGAGCUUCAUAGUGGAGCAGUCAGUGCUGAAUAAGAAGCCUGUCAUUGGCAUAUCCAUCAAUUACCGUAUGGCAGCAUUCGGCUUCUUGUACAGCAAGGAGGUCAAGAAAGCCGGUGCGGAAAACCUCGGUCUUCGCGAUCAGCGGCUUGCAAUGCAGUGGGUCAACAAGCACAUUUCUGCUUUUGGCGGCGAUCCUUCCAAAGUCACUAUAUGGGGCGAGUCGGCGGGUGCAUAUUCUGUCGGCGACCACAUUGCAGCUUAUAACGGCAAGAACAAUGGCCUCUUCCGUGCUGCUAUACUCGAGAGUGGCGGCGCUGUUGGCCCACCGCUGAACGGAACGGAUUGGUACCAGAAAAUGUACAACAACCUAACGGAAACGGUCGGGUGUGCAGGCGCGAAGGACACGCUUCAAUGUCUUCGCGAUGUGCCAUUCGAGACUAUUGCGCCGUAUGGAUAUCGAGGUCUUGAAUGGUUUCAUGUAAUAGACGGUAGCUUUGUCCCCAGAUACGGACAGCAAUCGUUAAAACAGGGAAAGUUUGCCAAGAUCCCGCUCAUCCUUGGUACAAACACGGAUGAGGGAUUCGGUGUCAAUGGUGUAGACAGCGACUCGGAAGCUAUUCAUGAGCUUGUGCACUCGAAGCGCUGGAAUGUCAACGAGAGUGUUGCAGAAACAUUGUUGAAGCUCUACCCGGAUGACCCAGCGCUUGGGCUGCCAUAUGGAUGGGGCAAUCGCACAUGGCCGCAGUUUGGGCUGCAAUACAAGCGAUAUCAGAGCAUUGCGACGGAUCUGACCAUGUACGCCCCGAGAAGGUUAUUGGCUCGAAGCAUGAGCGAGCAUGUGGACCGUGUAUACUCAUAUCGGUGGGACGCACCAAAGUUCAACAACACACCAGAUAAUAUCGGGAUCAACCAUUUCUCCGAGAUACCGUUCGUCUUUGGCAACACGGAACAGCAGAUGACGCCGUUGGGGAGCGCACCCGAGAACCUCGCGCUCUCCAAGCUUGUGAUGCGCAUGUGGACGGCUUUUGCCUACGAUCUGGAUCCCAACGGUCAUGGAGUGCCGAGUACGCCUGAGUGGCCAAGUUACGCAGACGAGGCCAACAAUUUUGUGUUCCGCAAGGACCGAAGCUAUGUCGAAGGAGACAGUGACCGGGAAGAAGGUGUGGCGUAUAUUAAUAGCCUAGUGCGGUGA